AAGAGGUUGGAUGUCGAGGCUUAGUUCGAGGCAGACGCGAAGAUGAUGGAGGAGGGAGCGUACGGAGGCGGCAAGGCAGGAGCCCCUUUUGACCCUCUGUCGUUCAUCCAGCGGCCCCAGGUCAUCCUCAGGGCAGUGACAUGGCUCUUCUCUGUUAUCAUUUUUGGGUGCAUCUCAUCACAAGGAUGGACAAAAGACAGAACGGGGAAGGAAACCUGCCUGUAUGAUGGGGACAGCAACGCGUGCAACUAUGGGGUUGGUAUAUCUGUCAUUGCCUUCAUGGCGUCAAUUGGCUUCAUUGUUGGGGAAUACUUCUUCGAGCAGAUGUCGUCAAUCAAGACCAGGAAACACUAUGUUAUGGCUGAUAUGGGAUUUUCCGGUUUCUGGUCAUUUUUGUACUUCAUUGGUUUCUGCUACCUGACCAACAAGUGGAGCAGUGCACCAACUCCUCCCUAUGGUGUCAACAACAUGCAAGCUGCCAUUGCCUUCAGCUUCUUUGCCAUCUUUCCCUGGGCUGCAGCAGCUUACCUAGCCUUCAUGAGGUAUAAGCAAGGGGCUGACCAGGCCUUUGCCCCAAGUUAUGAAGCUGAUCCAACCAACAUGGGAGGCUACAACAGCUACCCUGAUGCCACAGAUCCUGAGGGUGGCUAUUCGCAACCUCCGUUCACUGGUCAACCAGGCCAGCCACCCCAGUCAGGUAUGCAGCAGGCACCUCCAUACUAGGCCACCAAGGUGCGUGCGCACUUUCUUUGUGGCGCAGCUAGUCAGUCUACACACUAGUCGGCACCGCUCUGCUGGAUAGCACCGUCACUCUCCCCCUCCCCCUCCCCUCAUGCCGCAAGCAACCCAAGUAUUUCAGGUCUCCUGGUAGCAGCAUACCUUAGGGGGGCUGGGUCAUCCAGGGAACAUCGAAAGGCAGAAAAGAAUUGUCUACACAGUGCUGACGUCAAUGAAGAGUCCUAGAAGUAAAAUAUAAUUUUUAAGGAGAUUUUUUGAAGGCCUGGGGGAGGAGCAAGCGUAAAAGAUAAAUAAUAAUGAUAAUGAUAGUAAUGAAACUUAAACAAAUGACAAUAGAGGACAGUUCACCUACCUUCCAAGACACAACUUUCACAAGAAGGGCCCCUGGUACUGGUAUAGAAGAUUAAGCAAGAAAAUUAAUAUAUACAUAUUUAUUAUUUAUUAUUUUUUUAAUAAGGUUAAUCACAUUUUCAGUUACAAAAAUUGUCAGAGGAUGCUUUAGCUACCUCAUGGUUUAAUCAAUUUUUCAGCAUUGAUAUCCUUAACGUUCAAGUAUUUCAUUACAGGUAGACUAGGAAUCCUUUGUUUAUUUCUUGUAAAUAUUGAUGACACAUUUUACCCUUAAAGCAAUUGCAAAGUGUUUUCUAUGUCCUGAUAAAUUGAGAGUACCAUGCGUCUGUCUUAGAAUGUAGAUGAUGUUAGGCAACCUAUAGGUCCCUCAGUUCAUUCUAUGGUACUUGGGAUAUAGUCAACAAACAUCAAUAUUCCCUAUCUGUAACACAUUCAUUUUUACUUCGAUGAAUAUAUUUUUAAAAUCUAAGUUCACAUUCAGAUAAAGAUAACAGACAGAUUGCUUCUUAAAUCUGCUUCAGAGCCAUGAUAACAAUUGUGUUCCCCCCAUGGGGGAAUGCGCUCUUUCUCCCCAAGGGUUGCCUGAGAAUGUUGUGCUCAGAUUUCACAUUGCCGUUGUUCCAUCAAAUGAUCCUUGUUAAACAAACUUCAACUCCCAGACUGUUUACACCCUUCCCUUCCCCUCUUGAACAUGUGCCAAUAACUUGCAAUAACAAUAUUCCUGUCAGUAAGAUUAAAAAGGAAGAAACACGACAUGAAAUUUAAAAGCUGUAUUGCAGUGGAGUCCAGAAUAUAUGUAAUGUACAGAUGUCGAUACUGGAAGUGGGUUCAUCAUGUAAAGGCAAGCUACGCCAUCACAGAUUAGUCGGGGUUGCCAGAGUGAAGCUAGGUUCAUGAUUUCUCAUUUAUCCCUUUCUCAAUCACCAAAGAGUAAUUGUCCUGGUGUCGAGGCAUUUUGCAUGGGCACCAGAUUUAAGGAAGGUUUGAUUAUAAGCUUAUAUGGCCAUAUCAGGCAGUUUUAUCUAAUUUUUGUGCAAUAUUAUAAGGGCAUUCCUGAGACUUGACUAAGAAUUUUAUUUUUCUUUCUUUUUUUUUCUGCAAUAACUUUUAGAAAAUAUCUUUGUGAUAAAAGAAUAUACUCAGUCUUUUACUUUUUUAAGCAAUUCACUAAUUUACUCAGUAUGAAUCUCGCUAAUUGUUGUUAGACAGGCUAAAAACUAGACAUGUCGACACAGGCACAUAGUUACAUAUACUGUACAUAUGCAUACUCAUACAUGCAUACACACCUACUUACACUGUGUUCACUUGACACCUAACAGCUGACAUGUUAAACUAAUGGAAUAUAUAUAUAUAUAUAUAUAUAUAUAUAUAUAUAUAUAUAUAUAUAUAUAAUCUCACUUAAUCUAUUUGUUCAGAGUACCAUUUGGCCAUUUACCUAACACUUUUUUUCUGUUAGGUCUGUUGUGAAUGCAAGGAAUCACUCACAUGCAUAUGCAGCCACACACCCAGAGACACACUGUUCUUCCUCACUUCCUUUGUAUAAAAUGCCUGAACAUAUAACAUAAGUGUAUGUUUGCAGACAUGCAAGUGAAAAUAUAAUUAUUGAUUUACGUAGCUUUACUAUGUAAAUGUAAGUAAUUUCAGUCUACAUUACAGUAUAGGUGGGCCAUUAUUACAGCCCAGGCAAAGCUAAUCUUCGCAAUUUCACUGAACCAUGACAUAAAAAAAUAUAUAGAAUAUAACGAAAGCUAAAUUGGCUGCACAAAAUGAAAAAGCAAUAAUUAAAAUGAUGUAAGACUAUAUAGAUAUAUAUAUUUUUUCUUUUUUGCUUAUUUUAUGUGACUAGGAUUUUUUGUUAGAGCAUGUACAUAGAUUAAUUAUUGUAAAUGGAUAAUCUGGCAACCCUGACACCAGUAACAUGGCCAGUGGAGAUUUGGUGGUUUAAUGACCUUAUAUCUAUUUUCCAGUCUAUUUUAUGUAUAUAGUUUCAUAAUGUGAUAAUAGAGAAAACAAAUAAUUAUUGUUAAUAUAUUUUCCCCAAGCAGAGUGAAUGAAAUGUGGAUAUAUUUAUAUAUUUUGAACCACAAAGCCAUUAUUUUUGUCCUGCUCUUCAAAGCAGAUCUUCCACAGGAUAUUUUUCUUCAUUCAAAAGAAAUAAGAUAUAUACUUCCACAUAUCAUGUUAUUGUAUGAAGAUCAGAAGAAACAAUGAUUGAGCUCUAUGAAACAAAAACAAAAUUUGACUUGUUAUUAUCUAUCACUUUUUUUUUUCUUUCUUUCUUUCUUUCUAUCUGGAAAAAAAGUAUUCCUUAGAUUCCACAAGAGAAACUAUGUAAGAACAAAAAAAUUAAAGAAGAAGCAAGAUUUGGCAGCACUUUACUAAACAAAUAUUUUCUCAAUUAUCUCGACUGAAUUUCCUAUUACCUUCACCAGUACUGAUCCUCUGGAAAUUUUAAAGAUAUAUAUUCAUAAGAAAUGGGAAAAAAAAAUAAUCACAGAUGAUGGUCCAUGUCUCACCUUCAACCAACAGGGGUCAAGAUGAUUUGGUUGGCAAACCUAGUUUGUUUUUUGUGUAACUGUUGUGACUAUGUGAAAAAUGGCCGAAUAGCCCAGUUCACCUUCUGUAAUCAUAUUCAUCUAGUUAUUGGUGUAUAAAUGUACGUAAGAUUAUUGGAGCGUCAGUAGUCGCAAGUGCAGUAAUGUCAAAAUUGCUAGAACGUGGUCAACUCGUGUUGUGUUGUUGUAAAAAGAAGAAGAAAAAAAAUAAAAAAAAAUAAAAAAACAGGAAGAAAAAGUAAUGCUUCUGCAAAGCUGUUUCACUGGUGACCCAAGAUGCAAAACCUCAAACAUACGACAAACAGUACCGUUAAACUGUGAAACCAUUUCCUCUCAUCACUGCAGUGGUAUGAGACCUCGCCUGCAUUCGGUACGAGUAUGUACAAUAGGUUUUUGCUUGGGGCUAAUUGACUGCACAAGCGAUUGCCGACAAUUAAAUGUAUAGUGAAAUUCAGUGCUGUAGAUAUUGUUGCCAGGAUAGAAUGAGAAUGUUUGGAAGCCUUUACAAGUAGUGUAUCAGUAUUUAAGGAAUGUCUGACAAAUACAGUAUUUGAACUUUCCUAACAAAAUUUCACGCUUGGGGACUUGUCGUAAGUUGUUUGUAUAUAAAACUGUCACGGAAUGUUGGAAAUGUUGUUUUGCAUGAAAGCUAGUCAUGUAUUUGUUUUUACAUAGAGGCAUUCCUUGAUACCUGACACUUCCAUUUCAUUGUUAAGUACGAUACAUUCCAGAUAUGUUUGGGAAAUGGUUUGUUGUUUUCCCUUUGAAUGUACAUUAAGUCUGUAGGAUUUUUGUGUUAUUUCACAAGUACAUUAAUUUAUGUUCUUUUUAUCUUUUUAGUUAUAGGUUAUUGGGUGGCCAAGAAAAAAAGGGAUUUUUAAAGAAAAUAGGUUUUAUGUUACGAGUACAGGUUGUCAUUGUCAUUUCAAAAACAGCAGUAUUACUGACUUUUUUUGUAAAUGUGUAAUAUGAAUUGGAAAAAUCAAAACAGGGCAUGCACUCUUGUCAUUCAUUCACUUCUUUUCCAAGAAAAUUAUGCCAAGAUUAGCUCUGGAUCGGUGUCUUUCAACGAACUGUUACACUUAGAACCUCCACACUGGUUGGGGGUUCAUCGGCCAUCUUCCCUCAGUCUUUUUUCUUCCCGUUACCCGGUGUUCUGUACUGUAAAAGUAUUAGUUUUUUGUUUGGAAUCUUGCUUUUCUUUUCUUCUUUAUUGGAAUGUAAUGUAAUGCACACAAUAAAAACAAAGUGCUUGAAAA
Penaeus chinensis is the source of this 4903-nucleotide messenger RNA. It is a transcript of the gene Syngr, whose product is annotated as synaptogyrin-like. The coding region runs from base 43 to 723 and encodes 226 amino acids. The record is from RefSeq and is a predicted model, not a curated record. Gene Ontology annotation, cellular component: synaptic vesicle membrane; neuromuscular junction. The transcript is spliced from 5 exons. NCBI's taxonomy places the organism in Eukaryota, Metazoa, Arthropoda, Malacostraca, Decapoda, Penaeidae.